ACUUUUUAUGGAAAAUAAUCUUUUCUUUAUAGUUUGCUACAGAGGUUCUCGAAGUAACCUUUCUCCGAGAACUUCUUUAGAAAAACUAUAAAGAAACGAUUAUUUUCCAUAAAAAGUGUGAUAUUACGUCCUGGAAAACGCGAAAAUUUAUAAAGAAAGACGAAAAUUCCCAUAAAAAAAUGGCUUUCAUAGAAAGUCAAUAUCUUAUUGAAGGUGUUAUCUACAAUAUAGUAGAGACAGCUGAUAUACAUGAAAAGUUACGAAAGGAUGCUACUUUUGCAUCGCAGUAUAUAGAUGGACAUUCUGCGCAAUUAGAAUUUCAACCGCAAAGGACUUCAAUAGGAAGGACUGUAAUAGGAAACAAAAAUGAUUCUAAUGUGGUAUAUGUGCAUGAUGCCUCUUCGCAAUUAGAGUUCCAGUCACCAUCUGCAGAAAAAGAAAAUGAUGACAGUUUUACAUGGACACAAGAUGCAGUUCGAUUAUUGUUAACAGAAUAUGAAAAGAGAAAAGAAAAAUUUCGAAAUCCUACAAUCAAAAAGAAAAUGUUAUGGAGCGAAAUAAAAAAUAUAUUCGAUAAACAUGGGUAUAAAAUAAGUACUGACAGUUUAGAUAAAAAAUUUCGAAAUUUAAAAAAAACUUAUUUAAAAAUUCACGAUAACAAUAAGAAAACAAGUACCGGAAGAGGUACGGUAACAUGGGAGUAUUAUGAUAACUUUUGCAACAUAUUUAAUCAUGAUAAAACUAUUUCAAUGGAUAAUACAUUAAGCAGUAUGAGAGUUAUUACAGAAAAUGAUAAAACAAUAAACCCGGAAAUAUUAGAUUUAUCUGUCGACUUAAAUGAACCUGCAGUUACUGAUAUGUUAGUAACUGCAAAUUCCUUUGAGUCGACAGACGAAGACAAUCCAACAACUUCAUGUAGUACUCCCAAUAGCACAACUGGUCAAAAUAUUAAAAGUGCUAAAAUUGAAAGAUUGAAAGAACGAGGAAAGAAACGAAAUUAUGAUGUCUUUCGAAAAGACUUAGUAGCAAUAGGAAAAGAAAAACUUCAAGAAUCAAAAAAAUUGCGUGAAUCAGUAGAUACUAUGAUAACUGUUCAAAAAGAACGUAACAAAAUUUUCUCCGAA
Molecule: messenger RNA, 1124 nt
Organism: Linepithema humile (Argentine ant)
Lineage: Eukaryota; Metazoa; Arthropoda; Insecta; Hymenoptera; Formicidae
Source: RefSeq, a predicted model, not a curated record